Molecule: messenger RNA, 941 nt
Organism: Anopheles nili
Lineage: Eukaryota; Metazoa; Arthropoda; Insecta; Diptera; Culicidae
Gene: Ip259
Product: ribosome biogenesis protein NSA2 homolog
Exons: 2
Coding region: 158-937 (259 amino acids)
Biological process (GO): maturation of LSU-rRNA; maturation of 5.8S rRNA
Cellular component (GO): nucleolus; preribosome, large subunit precursor
Source: RefSeq, a predicted model, not a curated record
UUAGAAUAUUUUCUGGGCAACUGUGAAGAAUACUGCCGACUUGUUGGGGAUCUUUGAUAAGGAAGGUGCACGGCGCGCAAGUUUGCUCUCCGGCUGCGUGGUACUGCGGCAGCGACAUCCUCUGUCCCUGGCAAUUCUCUGAGCAACAUCAUCCACAAUGCCGCAGAACGAGUACAUUGAGCGGCACACGAAGCUGUACGGUCGCCGGCUCGAUUAUGAGGAACGCAAACGGAAGCGGGAGGCACGUGAGCCUAAGAAGCGCGCCGCCAUGGCCCGUAAACUGCGGGGCAUGAAGGCUAAGCUCUUCCAGAAGCAGCGCCGCAAUGAGAAAAUUCAGAUGAAGAAAAAGAUUCAGGCACAUGAAGAGAAGAAGGUGAAAAAGACGACCGAAAAGGUUGAGGAUGGUGCACUUCCGCCGUACCUGAUGGACCGUGGCAUCCAAUCGAGUGCGAAGGUGCUCUCGAACAUGAUCAAACAGAAGCGCAAGGAAAAGGCCGGCAAAUGGGAUGUACCGAUUCCGAAGGUGCGCGCCCAGUCCGAUGCCGAAGUGUUCAAAGUGAUCCGCAGCGGUAAAACUAAGCGGAAAGCCUGGAAGCGCAUGGUCACGAAGGUCACGUACGUGGGAGAAAACUUCACCCGUAAACCGCCAAAGUACGAACGUUUCAUUCGCCCAAUGGCGUUACGUUUUAACAAGGCGCACGUGACACAUCCCGAACUGAAAGCCACCUUCCACCUGCCCAUUAUUGGCGUCAAGAAGAAUCCCUCUUCGCCGAUGUACACGAGCCUGGGAGUGAUUACGAAGGGUACCGUGAUUGAGGUGAACAUUUCCGAGCUCGGUCUCGUAACACAGUCCGGCAAGGUUGUGUGGGGAAAGUAUGCUCAGGUGACGAACAACCCGGAAAAUGACGGUUGCAUAAAUGCGGUACUUUUGAUUUAAGGAA